CAGAGAACACGAGUGUGUGUUGGUCAAAAUGAGCUGGUUGUGGCCAUGGAUUUCGCUGUUUUGGAUGUUGAAGAUGGACAGUGUAAGAACGUCACGUGUGGCUCUUCAGAGCUGCAGCCCAGAGGAUUUUCAACAUGCUGAGGAGUACCUCCAUCAUUUCUUCCACCUGAAAAUGCGUGAGUACAAUAAGAGACGUGCAGAACGCAUGAAGGACAAGAUCAGAGCAAUGCAGCAUUUCUUUGACCUGAAGGAAACUGGUUUUCUGGAUCAUAAAACCUUGAAUGGGAUGAAAGAGGCAAGAUGUGGAGUCCCUGAUGUGGAAAACUUCAGCUUUUAUCCUGGGCGGCCCAAAUGGAAGAGCAACAUCAUUACUUACAGGAUUGCGAGAUUCACUCCAGAUCUCCGGCCGGAAGAUGUGGAAAGCUCCUUGCAUUUGGCUCUGAAAAUAUGGAGCGACGCUGCUCCUCUGAAGUUUGUCCAAGUAAAGGAGGGCAGAGCAGAUAUCACCUUCUCCUUCAACUCCAAAGCUCAUGGAGACUUCUUCCCUUUCGACGGGCCUGGAGGGGUGCUGGCACACGCCUUUGAGCCUGGAGAGGGACUUGGUGGAGAUGUGCACUUUGAUGAUGAUGAAAUAUGGACGGUGGGACGCGGCAGACCAGGAUAUAAUCUGUUCACGGUGGCGGCUCAUGAGUUGGGUCACUCUCUGGGUCUUUCUCACUCCAAAGAUCCGACUGCUCUCAUGUAUCCAAAAUACAAGUUCAUCAACGCCGCAACAUUUAAACUGCCCAGAGACGACACACUUGGCAUCCAGGCUUUAUAUGGAAAGAAAACAAGACAGCAGGAGCUUGUAAUCCCUAAAAAAUGUGAUGCCAUUUCUUUUGAUGCAGUGACAGUACUCGAAAAAGAAAUCAUUUUCUUUAAAAACAGUUACAUGUGGAUGAGAACAAACUGGAGCUCAUACUGGAACAGACUCAAGGAAGGACCUCAGAGUGUUUUUCUACCCAGCAUUCCCUCACCUGUAGACGCAGCUUAUGACAUUCCUUCGAAACGAGUGGCGUAUGUGUUCACAGGCUCUAAAUAUUGGGUGGUUCAGAAACUAGAGUCAAAGAGCUAUUAUUAUGGCUCCAUCUAUGAGUUUGGAAUUCCAGAAAUUGUACGACAAAUAGAUGCUGCUGUUCAUGUGAGUGAAGAGGGAAAGACCUACUUUUUUACAGGAGACUACUACUUCAGUUAUGAUGAAAAACGAAAUGUAAUGGAUCGUGGAUUUCCAAGGAAAAUCAAUACGGGCUGGCCUGGCAUCGUUGGGAAAGUGGAUGCAGCUUUUGAACUCAAUGGACGCGUUCACCUCUUCUGCAGAUCAAGGUCAUUUAUCUUCAAUCAUCAGAAAAGACGUUUGCUGCACACUAUGAACACUAAUGCUUGGCUGGGCUGCUAACUGUUGAAAAAUGAUAAGGAGAACACUAAUCACAAGUGCAGGAUGUAUGAUUGCCUCAUGUCAAAUGUUAAAUGAGUUUAAGAGUUUUCUGAAUCCCUUAUAAGGUAAAGAGUCAUUAGUGGAAUUAAUACAUUUGAUCAAAUGAGAUAUAUUCAGUAUAUCUUUGAAAAGAACCAAGUGCUGCAAAUCUAUGAUUGCAAGCCAUUUUAAAUACAAAGUAUUACAGAGCAUGAAAGAUUAAUUUAUAUUGAUUCAAAUAUCAACUUUUUUUGUUUUAGACUUUUUAUUGGUUAUAACACACCUUUAGAUUCAGGCAUUCAGAUCUGUUUAAACAUUGUAAAAAUUAUAAUACAAAAGUCAGUAAAACAAAUGUUAUGUUGCUUUAACUUAAUUAAAUAAGUAAAUCAGGUUUCAACUCUGAGUUAUGCAAAGCUUAAAUUAAUAUUUCAGUCAGUUUGAUUGAUGCUGGGAGUGGGAACUAAAUUGAGAAAAUUUGAAAACAAAUUACAAAAAAUUAUGGCAGCAAGUUUUUUACAGUGAUGAAACAACUUUAGUAUUUUAGUAUCUCAUUUCUGUGAUACAAAAAACUCACACUGUCUCAGGAGUGUUUAGUUAGAAAUAUACACUUUUGUCAGCCUUUAGUUGGUGAAAAAUAACCUUUGAAAGUGUAUUCGUCAUUAAAUCAGUCAAUAGAUUUGUUAAAAUUUGGAUUUGUCCAGUAAGUCUUUAUUAGCGAUUCAUUGAAUCAUUCAGGGGUGACGCAGUGGGGCAGUAGGUAGUGCUGUCGCCUCACAGCAAGAAGGUCGCUGGUUCGAGCCUCGGUUAGGUCAGUUGGCGUUUAUGUGUGGACUUUGCAUGUUCUCCCUGCGUUCGCAUGGGUUUCCUCUGGGUGCUCCGGUUACCCCCACAGUCCAAAGACAUGCAGUUCAGGUGAAUUGGGUAGGCUAAAUUGUCUGUAGUGUAUGAGUGUGAAUGAGUAUGUAUGGAUGUGUCCCAAAGAUGGGUUGCAGCUGGAAGGGCUGCGUAUCCACUGCGUAAAACAUGUGCUGGAUAAGUUAGCGGUUCAUUCCACUGUGGCGACCCCAGAUUAAUAAAGCGACUGAGCCAAGAAGAAAAUGAAUGAAUUAAUGAAUCAUUCAGGACAAAUAAAAAAAAAUUAAGUUACAUUGUUUCCCGAACCUUUCCUAAACUGAGUAUUUUGAUCUUUUCAGAACGUGUUUUAAUUUUGUACCAAAAUAAUUAUUUAUGCUUUAAAGCAGAUCUCAUGUAACGUGUGUGAAAAAUACUACAGUAAAAACUUUAACAAUCAGUAUUAAUUUAAAAUAGUGAUUAACAGUUUGCUGAAUACUGUAGAUCUAUAUCACUUAUUGAAUGACUAGUUUAAUAAACAAAUGUGUAAAUAUGAUCAGAACCUUAAGUUCCACUAGUUAAAAGAACCAUAAUUUCUAGAAACUUUCUUUCAUUAGUGGCUAAAUAUUGCUGCUGUUUAAUUUUUGAUUCAUUCAUUAUACGUAUGAUCUCUGAUAAACACACAGGAAAAGUAAUUAGAAAGGGUAAAAAUAACUGAUGUAAAGCCCUAAGACAUGGUGCCUCUGAUAUGAACUGAUAUGGUGUGUUGACCUAAAUAGUUUGGAUUAGCUAUCAAAAUAACAGGAGCUCAGACUGCAUAUGAGCAAUGAGAAUGUUAAACAGCUGGGCAAAUGUUUUAUGGUAGCCUGCAGCACAUGACAGGACGUUGCUUGCCCUGAUUCUUUUUCUCAGUAACCUCAUUUUACCUUAUAAGCCACGAUACAUUUUACAUUUAAAUGCAUUUUCUUGGUUAACCAAUAAUAUGUUGACUGACAUUUUAUUACAUUGUUUAUUUGUUCAUUAAGGCAGUCUUUUUUUUUUAACAAAAAAGCUUUACAAAAA
This is a messenger RNA of Danio aesculapii, 3346 nucleotides long. RefSeq names its product matrix metallopeptidase 20a (enamelysin) (gene mmp20a). Gene Ontology annotation, cellular component: extracellular matrix. The record is from RefSeq and is a predicted model, not a curated record. Lineage: Eukaryota; Metazoa; Chordata; Actinopteri; Cypriniformes; Danionidae. Gene Ontology annotation, biological process: extracellular matrix organization; collagen catabolic process; proteolysis. Bases 29 to 1435 code for a protein of 468 amino acids. Gene Ontology annotation, molecular function: metalloendopeptidase activity; zinc ion binding. The transcript is spliced from 10 exons.